GACAUCACAGGCCAUGGAAGCCAGCAGGCCGGGAUCUGGAACAUCGGAACAGGAAAGGCUAGCCUCACAGAGGCUGUUUGGAGCAGGAACUUGAGGACUGUGUCCUCAGCCCACCUCCUAGGGCAUUUCCUAGCCACACAGGGGACUUUCAGGAUUGGGGACCUCGAAGUCCUUGAAACUAUUUCUCUUUUUGUUUUCUACACAAAUGUUAUACUAACUUCUCUGAGAGUUGGAGGCCGUGAGCCCAGGAAGAGGUGACCUUGGCAGAUGGAAACCGAAGGUGUGUGGCUCUCCUGGAGGUAGUGGGGGCAUGCAGGGAAAACCAGCUGCACAACUGGACUGUUGCCACAAGACCAAGGCACUGGGCGACUCGGGGGGCUCCUCGGCCCCCCGCCUGGACCAGCUCCGCCAAGGUGACCAGGUCUCCUCAGCCCACGGGCCACUUCCAGACACAAGGGAUGCUCAUGGCUCGGCCUGUACCAGCUGGCCCUGCCCCUUGACAUGGGAACCAGCCAGGCCCUCCCUGCUGGCCUGCCCCCCUUGGCUGGACCUAUUCUUGUACCCCCUGCACCCCUGGGCACAGCUGGCACCCCUGCACACAGCCCCACAAGAUCUCAGAGAGGACACCUCAACUAUGAGUAAGCCCAGGGCACGGGCUGGACCUGCACCUUGGUGGAGGACUGGGGGACGCAGACACGAUGAAGAGCACCAGGCCCCGGGGCUGCACGCCAGCUCCACGGGUGAUGAAAAGCUCACAGCCAAGUACCCAGUAAGCCGCGACAAGACGGAAAGGCAGCCCGAAACAGCUGGCCAAGGGGCCCCCUGCCUGGCCCUGGCUCCUCAAAACAGCUCCCAUCCAACCACCCAGCUGAACAGAAAGAGCUCUGGCCCGGGCGCGUUCUGCCCCCGCCCUGCCCCCACCCCCAUCUCCAGGGAGCUCCCCCUCCACUUCCUCCCCUUCUACCCCCGCUACCCGCUUCUCCUGCCUCCACCUUACCUGUUCACCUACGGGGCCCUGCCUUCUGUCCAAUGUCCCCACCUCUUCGUGCUGCCCCAGGGCGCCACCUACUCCACCCUGGCUGCACCCAGCUUGCUGACCACGGCCACUGCCCCCGAGCACCCCAACACCCCCCGAGGGGAGACCCUACUUCUCAACCCUGGGGCCUUCCAAGCUUCUGGCCCCACCCUGCCUUCCCAGACCCGGGAUCCAGGCCCUGGAGCUGUCCCAGCCCCCUCCCCGGGAACGGAGCGUGCUGGCAUGCCAGCUCCAGCGAAGCGGGCCUCAAUGGGCCCCCGGGUGGGCACCGCAGCUCUCCCCUACCCGCUGAAGAAGGAAAACGGCAGAAUCCUGUAUGAGUGCAACGUGUGCAGCAAGAGCUUUGGGCAGCUCUCCAACCUGAAGGGCCGUCGGCAGCGUUUCUCCCACACCUGGCCCAGGUCCACCUGCGCGUGCACAGCGGGGAGCGGCCGUUCCAGUGCGCCCUGUGCCAGAAGAGCUUCACCCAGUUUGCCCACCUGCAGAAGCACCAUCUGGUGCACACUGGGGAGCGGCCCCACAAGUGCCAGAUGUGCCACAAGUGCUUCAGCAGCUCUAGCAAUCUCAAGACCCACCUGCGCCUGCACUCCGGGGUCCAGCCCUUCCCAUGCAGGGUCUGCCCGAGCCGCUUCACCCAGCACGGCCAUCUGCACCAUCUGCUGCACGCUCCACCGCCCUGCAGCCUGGUUUACUCCCACCUGCCCCUGGCCUCUCUCACCUGCCUUGCCCAGUGGCACCAGUGAGCACUGGAUCUUGUCGGGGAGCCCUCAGAGAAGCCGAUGGGUCGGGAUGUGGACAGGGUUCAGGUGUCCUCGGUACUCCAGGGAAAGCAAGGGCAGCCAGCCUGAGCCGGGUCUGCUCAGGGGAGAGGGCAGGGGCAGAGCAAUUAAAGGAUUUUCAAAAUGAUGA
Molecule: messenger RNA, 1945 nt
Organism: Chinchilla lanigera (long-tailed chinchilla)
Lineage: Eukaryota; Metazoa; Chordata; Mammalia; Rodentia; Chinchillidae
Gene: Znf683
Product: zinc finger protein 683
Exons: 6
Coding region: 311-1942 (543 amino acids)
Biological process (GO): cell fate commitment; regulation of transcription by RNA polymerase II
Cellular component (GO): nucleus; cytoplasm
Molecular function (GO): DNA-binding transcription factor activity; histone deacetylase binding; RNA polymerase II cis-regulatory region sequence-specific DNA binding
Source: RefSeq, a predicted model, not a curated record